GCGCUCACAUCGAUCACGUCACUUUAUUUACAACCAUCAGAACAAGAUGGCGGCCACAGUGGGUGUAAUGCCUGAAAAUGUAUUUAUUUUGUAAAUUUGUGCUGUUGUCAUGGAUCGUUUUUGGUUCGGCGAGACUCAGAACCGGUUUGUUGAUUAUGGAGACCACUCGGUUGACAUCGAUUUAUGCUAGGGAAAAUUUAAUGCGCGUGUGAAGAUGCGGUAAAUGUGGCUUAUCGUCGAUCCGACCUGUUAGAAAACAGUUAUUCCCCCUAACUUUCCCAACACUCCAGUUGCGCGAUACAGAGUUACAUUCCGUAACAAAGCCGCGGUACCUCAGACUUGAUCUGGUUAUAGGCGUUUGCAUUGAGCAGACUACCUCCGAUCAUAUCAUCACAGGCGUGUGCGCAUCUGCUCCUAUCACUGCCCCAGUUCCAGUUCCAACAACUACGUUAUGACCGAAAUAAUUAAACCAGCUAGCCACGGUUAAGAACUUAGGCGAGUUUCACGAUAAAUUCAAUCUGCUCAAGCCAUCUUUUACAAUCAUAUCAACGUGUUGCUGAUCAUAUAAGGAAAAUAUAUCGCUUCACAGCAAAAUAAAUCGUCAACACACCUUUGAACUUUCCCAGGCCAUGCGACUUUGACAAAUAAUUCUUGUAUUUACAAAAAUGAGAGACCAAAAAAUAUUUCCCUUGCUUUGACAGUUCGUGCCGGAAGUGGAACUCUUCAGUGUCUGGACGCGAUGCUGUGUAAUACUCCUUUCGCGGAGUUUGGAUUUCUUUUGGGGGAACGAUAAACCCUGUUUCAUAUUUUUAAAAAGUGGACUUUGAUUUCGAUAACCUUGCUACUUUCAUCAAUAUAUGCCAUUGGUAUUUAUGUAUAAGUCAUAAUAAAUUAAUUCUGUGUUCUUUUAUAUCUUAUGAGUUUUUUUUUUAAAUGGUGACCGAUGACGGAGGUUACUAUCGUAAAGUCCAGCGUGGAGUAGGUAGCUAACACGCUCUGUUCGGCUGCACUGGUGCCCAUCAUCGCAGGACAAAACGAUGUCGCUUUCUAGGGGAAUAUACAUUGUGGCUGCUAAGCGAACAGCAUUUGGUACCUUUGGAGGGAAAUUAAAGAAUUCAAGUGCCACAGAUCUUGGAGAGAUAGCAGCCAAAGGAGCACUGAAGGCAGGAAAUAUCAACCCAGAGCUCAUAGAUGCAGUCUUUGUUGGAACCGUUGCACAGACAUCUGGCGAUGCAGCAUACAUCUCCCGUCACAUUGGCUUACGUGCUGGCGUUUCCCAGUCAACACCAUGUCUUACGCUGAACAGACUGUGUGGCUCAGGAUUUCAAGCAGUUGUCUCUGGGGCACAAGAUAUUGAGUUACGCCAGAGUGAGGUGGUAUUAUGUGGAGGGGCAGAGAACAUGAGCCAGGCUCCAUACACAGUCAGAAAUGUCCGCUUUGGAACAGCUUUGGGAGUUGACCUUAAGCUGGAAGACACUUUAUGGGCAACACUGACAGAUGCCCACAUUAAAACACCAAUGGGUGUAACAGCUGAAAAUUUGGCAGAAAAAUACAAGCUCUCCAGACAAACCUGCGAUGAAUUUGCGCUCCGCUCUCAAUCUCAAUGGCAUAAAGCCAAUGAAGCAGGAGUGUUUAAGGCAGAAAUAGAACCAGUGACAGUGAAAGGGAAAAAAGGCAAAGAAGAAUUUGCAACUGAUGAACAUCCCAGAAUGACAACUCUGGAAAAGAUCAGUAGCUUACCACCUGUUUUUAAGAAGGAUGGAGUGGUAAAUGCAGGAAAUGCUUCGGGUAUCUGUGAUGGGGCUGGAGUUGUCAUCUUAGCGAGUGAGGAAGCUGUACAGAAACAUAGUCUUAUCCCCUUGGCCAGACUUAUUGGUUACGGUAUAUCAGGUUGUGAUCCCAGUAUAAUGGGCAUUGGACCUGUGCCAGCAUCCAAAAAGGCUUUUGAUGCAACAGGGUUGAAAUUAGAUGCCAUGGAUUUGAUUGAGAGAAAUUUGGAUCCCAGUGUGGCUCUGAUUGCUAACUUGCCCCAUGCGGGGAAUGCAGAUUGACAAUGUACAUUCUGGGUAAGUUAUUGUUCCACAAAUUUAAGCUAAAAUAACGGAAAGGAACGUACCAAAUUUGGACUCAAGUCUUAAGAUCCCUUCUUGAUCCCUGAACCAGGAGUUUGGGGAGUAUGAAUUUAGGUGUGCAAGAUAUGCUGCUAGUCUUUUGUAAGGGGUGUUAUGGUCACGCAUGAUUUUCUCCAGUUUCCUUCCUGCUGUAUAAUUUAAUAUUCUUGAGUGCAACACUAAUCCCUAGUGAGGUUAAUAAAGUGUUAAAGUGAACAUACAAAAAUGAUAUAGGACACAAUUAUCACAGAAAAAUAUGUAAAAAAUUCUAAAAAGUUUUGAAAGCGAAGAAGUUGAAGUUCAGCAUUUGGGAUAUGGCACUGACAGACAAUUCAAUCCGAGUAGCCAUGUUGUAGAAGUCCUGAUGAACUUGGCCAAUCACUAGCGCUGAAGCAUCACAUGAUAAUUGGCUGUCAUGUCAAAAAACAUAUUUGCUCUCGAUUGUCAAUGUGGUUUCUUAUAAUGGAUAGACAGAUACCGAUGCUAUAAAUUGGAUUUUGCAGUUAGUUUAAGUGUUAAACUGAUGCAUUUUGAGCCACACAUUAAUGAGCAGGGAACCGAGAAUGGCUGCCUGUAUCAAAAUGCGUACAUGUUGGGCAGCAUACUGCAGUAACUUGUCAGGGUGAGCUGGCAGGACAACUACCUCAGGAGAGUCAUUGCUUGGAGAAAAAUAUUCUGACUUUGCAUUAUUUUCCUUAGCAAUGUCAGAUACUUGACAAAAAUAUCUUCCCAAAAUCUGCAUGAAAGGGUCUGUUAUCAAGUAGAAGGCCCUCCCCAAGUUUGGUAAAUUCCCUAUGUCGGUACAGCCAGCUAGGCCAAAUGCUUACACCCAUGCAGGACGAGGACAAGCAGGUCCACUAAAACACUAUGCUUGUGUACAUGAACAUCAUCCUGACCAAGCACCAAACUAAAAGAAACAUCAGCCCUGAUCCUCAGCUUAUGCACUUUGGUUGGAUAUCAGGCUUUUUUGUUGGUAUUUUCUCAUUGCCACAUUGUUUAUACCGAUGGUACCGGAGAGCUCCUAGGUAUUGUGACGUCACUCUAGAUAGUAUAACAUGUCAAAAUGGCGUCACCAAAUGAGUGGCUAGGUAUUGACGAUUGUUUGCUAUUUACUUUGUUAAUAAGCUGUGUAUAAUUUUUUAAGUAUUUUUGGAAUACUACUUCAUUGAUUAAUUCAGCUUUAGCAGCUAACUUUAUGGUCACUUUAAAUCAUUUACAGCUGAUGGGGUUUAUAUGAAAAGGUGUCCUUAUUCCUCAGGUGAACGAGGCAUUUGCUCCACAGACGCUUGCCGUUAUGCAAGAGAUGGGAUUAGAUCCAGAGAAAACCAAUGUAAAUGGAGGUGCCAUAGCAUUGGGGCAUCCUGUGGGUGCCUCCGGUGCCAGGAUU
This is a messenger RNA of Liolophura sinensis, 3498 nucleotides long. RefSeq names its product 3-ketoacyl-CoA thiolase, mitochondrial-like. Gene Ontology annotation, cellular component: mitochondrion. Gene Ontology annotation, molecular function: acetyl-CoA C-acetyltransferase activity. NCBI's taxonomy places the organism in Eukaryota, Metazoa, Mollusca, Polyplacophora, Chitonida, Chitonidae. The transcript is spliced from 10 exons. Bases 1038 to 2051 code for a protein of 337 amino acids. The record is from RefSeq and is a predicted model, not a curated record. Gene Ontology annotation, biological process: fatty acid beta-oxidation.